Castor canadensis (American beaver) is the source of this 3480-nucleotide messenger RNA. RefSeq names its product archain 1 (gene Arcn1). Gene Ontology annotation, biological process: retrograde vesicle-mediated transport, Golgi to endoplasmic reticulum; Golgi localization; endoplasmic reticulum to Golgi vesicle-mediated transport. Gene Ontology annotation, cellular component: COPI vesicle coat. Lineage: Eukaryota; Metazoa; Chordata; Mammalia; Rodentia; Castoridae. The record is from RefSeq and is a predicted model, not a curated record.
GUUUCCGGUUGGAGACGUGGCUCCGGGCCGCCAUCUUGGCAAAAGGCGAAGCGGCGGCGGCUCCUGUCAGGGGGGCAGCAGGUCCAGAGCGGCCGGUGCUCCCCUUCCCUGACCCAGCCCUAGCUCCGGAGCGCGGGUGCGCCCCACCAGCGCCCUCACCAUGGUGCUGUUGGCAGCAGCAGUCUGCACAAAAGCAGGAAAGGCUAUUGUUUCUCGACAGUUUGUGGAGAUGACCCGAACUCGGAUUGAGGGUUUAUUAGCAGCUUUUCCAAAACUCAUGAACACUGGAAAACAACAUACAUUUGUUGAAACAGAGAGUGUAAGAUAUGUCUACCAGCCUAUGGAAAAACUGUACAUGGUAUUGAUCACUACCAAAAACAGCAACAUUUUAGAAGAUUUGGAGACCCUAAGGCUCUUCUCAAGAGUGAUCCCUGAAUAUUGCCGAGCCCUGGAAGAGAAUGAAAUAUCUGAGCACUGUUUUGAUUUGAUUUUUGCUUUUGAUGAAAUUGUUGCCUUGGGAUACCGGGAGAAUGUUAACCUGGCACAGAUCAGAACCUUCACAGAAAUGGAUUCUCAUGAGGAGAAGGUGUUCAGAGCAGUCAGAGAGACUCAAGAACGUGAAGCCAAGGCUGAGAUGCGGCGUAAAGCAAAGGAAUUACAACAGGCCCGAAGGGAUGCAGAGAGACAGGGGAAAAAAGCACCAGGAUUUGGGGGAUUUGGUAGCUCUGCGGUAUCUGGAGGGAGCACAGCUGCCAUGAUCACAGAGACCAUCAUUGAAACUGAUAAACCCAAAGUGGCACCUGCACCAGCCAGGCCUUCAGGCCCCAGCAAGGCUUUGAAACUUGGAGCCAAAGGAAAGGAAGUAGAUAACUUUGUGGACAAAUUGAAAUCUGAAGGUGAAACUAUCGUGUCCUCUAAUAUGGGCAAACGUACCUCUGAAGCAACCAAAGUGCACACACCACCUGUUAAUAUGGAAAGUGUGCAUAUGAAGAUUGAAGAAAAGAUCACACUAACCUGUGGGCGAGAUGGAGGAUUACAGAAUAUGGAAUUACAUGGCAUGAUCAUGCUUAGGAUCUCAGAUGACAAAUUUGGCCGAAUUCGUCUUCACGUGGAAAACGAGGAUAAGAAAGGAGUGCAACUACAAACCCAUCCAAAUGUGGAUAAAAAGCUCUUCACUGCAGAGUCUCUAAUUGGCCUGAAGAAUCCGGAGAAGUCUUUUCCAGUCAAUAGUGAUGUAGGAGUGCUAAAGUGGAGACUACAAACCACAGAAGAAUCUUUGAUUCCAUUGACAAUUAAUUGCUGGCCCUCGGAGAGUGGAAAUGGCUGUGAUGUCAACAUAGAAUAUGAGCUACAGGAAGAUAAUUUAGAACUGAAUGACGUGGUUAUCACCAUCCCACUCCCUUCCGGUGUUGGUGCACCUGUGAUUGGUGAGAUUGAUGGAGAGUAUCGACAUGACAGUCGGAGAAAUACCUUAGAGUGGUGCCUGCCCGUGAUUGAUGCCAAAAAUAAGAGUGGCAGCCUUGAGUUUAGUAUUGCUGGACAGCCCAAUGACUUCUUCCCUGUUCAAGUUUCCUUCAUCUCCAAAAAAAAUUACUGCAACAUACAGGUUACCAAAGUGACCCAGGUAGAUGGAAACAGCCCUGUCAGGUUUUCCACAGAGACCACUUUCCUAGUGGAUAAGUAUGAAAUCCUGUAAUAUCCAGAAGAAAGAACCGAAAAGGAAAACUUUCAAAUUAAUAAAGAAGAAGCCAAAAGUGGCUGAAGAGUUUUUCCAAAUUUACAAGCCAUUGGAGACCCUUUUUUUCUGAUACAGUGCACGUUCUCUGCGCGCAAGGACCCUCAGCUAACCCCCAGUGUUUCAGUGUCACAGAGACAUUGUUUGACAAAGAAAUGACACAGACAUAAAGGGAAAGGCUGCUGAUUUCUUUGGCAGAUAUUACUGGCCAGCAGGAAAGCAAGCUCUCCAGAGAAUGCCCUCAGUAAACACCUCAUCUGCCUUCACCCAAGUUGCUCCUUUAUUUUAAUUCCUGAUAUAGUUGUACUUCGUACUUUGUUUUUUUAAAAUUUUCUCCAUAAAUUUUAAUCUUUCAUUCUCCUUUCCUUUAUCUUCAGUUUUUCUUUCUGUACAUUUAAUCAAGCCCUGGGAUCAUCUGUUCAUAGGCAUUGUGUUUAACACUCCUGGAACAAGAUUAUCUAACCCAUUCUUGAUAUUUGGACAAUACAGGUGAACUGUUUAAGUGGUAUGGAGUCUAGAAGUUAAAAGAUAAGGUUGACUUCUGUCUUUUGUCCAUGUCCAUCCAUUCCUCCAUUACUUUACUAAGUUGUUUUUAAGGCCUGCCCUUCCAGUUUAGAACAGUACUGUACAUCCCACUUGUGUCAAUAUUAACUAUAACUGAGAAGUACUUUCAGAUGCUCAGCCCCUCCUCAAGACAUCUAGGAGAAAAAUGGUUAUGUCCAAUUAGGGAUUUCACAUCCAGACAUAAUCAUAUCUGCUGCUAGUGCUACCCAAGCUUCUAGUUCUCGACAUUUGGGGUACUUGCACUAAAACACAAUGUCUUUGUGAUCCAUUCACAUUCCUCAAAUUGACCACCUCCCUCUUCCUGGCUACUCUCUGUGUCAUCAGUCCUCUCUUGUCUAACAGAAAUGAGGCUGUGAUUUUGGAGACCAUGGGUUCAGUGAGUGUUUGUGCCAUUUCCCAUCGGUCCUGAACUAUCAGGAGACUCCAUCUCUGCCACUAGAGUGUUAGCAUUUCAAGAGGCAGUUGGUUAUGCUGGUAUGUACAGAUUACUCAUAUGUACCCCAUUUCCUUCCAACCAACCCAGCAUUUCACUGCAUCGUUCUGUCUCUGAAAUCCCUUCUUUACUUCCCCCUAAGCCUUUUGAGUGUCAUCCUGUAGCGAUUGUUCCUCAGCUCCAUUUCAUCCAUUACUUUUUCAGUGGAGACUCAACAUAAGCCAGCCCAACCUGGGCUUUUAACCUAGGAUUGCACUCACUAGGGUGGAAGGCAAAUUGUUAUAAAGGUGUAGGCCCAGAAAGUGGAAGAGGCAGGUGACUGUAGAUAAUCUCUGCACUCUUAGCACCACUCCUGCUCUGAACUCCUAGCCCACUCUACAAAGAGUGUCCUGCACAUGAAGCAGAGCAGUCACACACAAAUGGCAAUGGCUGGAAUUGCUUGCCAAAGACAUUUCUGGCCUUUCCCUUUCCCCUAACUGCAUCAGGGAAGAAACUUUAGCUUGGUUUCCACAUGAGAUUUUUCUGAGGAAGGGGACUGGGACAAUAAGUCUGUCAUGUAGUUAAGUAGUCAAGAAAUCUUAUUAAUCCAGUUUUGUUUGAGAGUUGUUUGUCCAUAUGAUUUUUAAACAGUCAAGUUUAAUUUCACAAAAACUUUUUCUGAAAUUACUUUUGGGGUAAUAUUUAAAAUGAGAGACAUUUUGUAACCCUGUAAAAUAUGUAGGGAAUAUAACAUUCCAGUGUACACAAG